AUAGUUAUAAACUCUGCCUAAUCCAUAGUAUCUGUUCUGUGUACAGGUUUUUUAAACGAUACAUUUUGAUUACAAAAUAAAAAAGCUCAACAAUAUACUGUUAUAAUAAUAAUCUCGUGAGUUCAGUGGUCGACCUUGUCCAAGGAUUAUUUUAUACCGAUGUGUUCAAUAAAUUCAUUUUUGUGUCUAAUUUUGUGAAAUCUAGACGCGGCCAAACAAACAUGGCCGAGUUAUUGUUUGUGUUGCUUGUGGUGUGUUUGCAAAGUUCUUUAGCCGAGCCAGAAAAAUGCGUAAUAAGAGGUGUGGAGGGGGAGUGCGUGCCACUGCCCGCGUGCGAGCAAUACGUGGCCCUGCUGAAGAACACCUCCUCCACGGCGGAGGGUCUGCAGCUCACCGCGGAGAGGCGGUGCGGCUUGGACGUGAGGAAUGCUAAGGUCUGCUGCCCUGUGGUCCAAACACAAUUGUUAAGUUUCAAACAAAUCGAGGAAGACCAGGACCUAUAUGUCGACUCCUUCCCCGGUCACGACACCUGUGGGAGGACUGAUGAAGACCGUAUUUUGAGUAAAAUCAGUGAACUGACAGAAGAAGUAAUAUCAAACGGUAUACCAGUAAUCUUGCGAGAUAUGGCUCGAUACAUGGCGCUGCUGGGCUACAAAGUGAACUCCGACGUGCUGUGGCAGUGCGGAGGAUCGGUCAUCACGGAGAAGCACGUCCUCACGGCUGCACACUGCAUCUCCGCUUCUCUGCAUGUGGUACGGGUUGGUGAGCUCGAUUUAGCUUUCGAUGAGAAAGACGCGCAGCCCAUAGACUUCUACAUCAAGAAGAAAAUACCCCAUGAGCUGUAUUCUAAAUUCCAAAAUGACAUAGCCAUAGUUGUGUUGGAUGGAAGCAUUAACUUUAAGGAAGAACAUCAUGUUGGUCCCAUAUGCUUGCCGUUUGACACUAAAAAGAAGGUGUUGCCAGAAUAUGAUUUUUAUAAUUAUAAGGGUACAUUUGUGGCUGGUUGGGGCGAAGCACCAGAAAAACGUGAAAGGCCUACAUACUUGGCAUAUGCACAUGUAAUUAUCGAUUCUACUGACAAAUGCAAGGGACUGUACGAGAGCUCAAAAAGAAUGAUAGACGACCGUGUCUUCUGCGCUGGUGACACUGCAUUGGGACACGACUCGUGUAACGGGGACAGCGGAGGGCCGCUGGUUGCUGAAUAUUGGGUACAAGAUUUCAACCGCACGUUCUACUACCAGCUCGGGGUCAUCUCCUACGGGUACAAAUGUGGCGAGGGACCCUUCAUUGGUGUGCUCACCAAUGUCACCCACUUCAUGCCCUGGAUACGCCAGAAAGUGCUAGGGGAGAACCUGUAGUACCUAAAUCGCUGUCGAACUACCGAUCCGACAUUCGAGGAACACCAGUUCGAUCCUCGGAUUAACGGAAAUUAUUAAUACCUUUUAUGAUAAAAAACUAAAACAGGAUGUGUUUACUUAAUUUUGUACCUUAUACACCACCACUUUUCAUUCACCGAAAAAAUUUACUAAUGGUUCAUCCGACCCUGGAGGCUCCGUAUUAUUGAUCUGGCUGACUGAUACGGUGGUAGCUACACCCCUGGAUGAUAUGCAGCUUCCCUGUAGUGGGUUAAAAAGUUUGUAAUUAAUAUAGUUAAUAAAUAUCUAACCUUACGGUCUCCGGGAUUUCUGAUUACUACCACAUUGUAUUAUUAUUAGGAAGCGGUGGCCACAGCUAGGAGUACCUAAAUAGAUUCUAAUGUCAUUUAAAAUUCGGGGCAAACUAUCUUUUUUCCCUGGGAGAGAAAUAUCUAUUUCGUGACAGCAGGAUUGACAACAAAACA
Molecule: messenger RNA, 1840 nt
Organism: Ostrinia nubilalis (European corn borer)
Lineage: Eukaryota; Metazoa; Arthropoda; Insecta; Lepidoptera; Crambidae
Product: venom protease-like
Exons: 10
Coding region: 222-1358 (378 amino acids)
Biological process (GO): proteolysis
Molecular function (GO): serine-type endopeptidase activity
Source: RefSeq, a predicted model, not a curated record